UUCCUCUUUGAGGACGGAUCAACCUGUACGAUUAGGUUUGAGCCAAGAAGCAUGGCCUUUACUCUGAUUUCUCAGGAAGCAGACUGAACAGGAGAACAGCAACAGGGUUUCAAUCCAGAAAGAUUUCUCAGGAAGCAGACUGAACAGGAGAACAGCAACAGGGUUUCAAUCCAGAAAGUGUCAUUCUCUCCCUCCUGAACUUUCUAGUAUCGCUGUCCACUUACCCAGUACACCAUGCCUAGAGGCAACAAGAGCAAGAGCCGAUCCAGGGCCAAAAGGCAGCAGAUGCGGGGAGAGAAGCCUAAACUCCAGGGUGCUCAGCCCACUGGGAAGGAGGAGGGGAAAGCAGCAUCUCCUGCUCUUGACCAGGGAGAUGGCCCCAGCUCCUCUGAUAGAGGCACUGCUCAGGAGUCCCAGGAGGCUGCAUCCCAUAUCUCUCCUGAGUUAAAUGUGUCUCAUCCAGUCCAUGAUGUUGGUGCUGAGGGUUCCUUUGCAGGUGUGGAUGAGAGACGUGCAAAUGUCUCCAUUAUAGCAGAUGCCAUCCAAUGUGCACGCAGAGAUCCUCUGACCAGGAAGGCCAGCAAGGUACUUCACUAUCUGCUGGAGAAGUACCAAAAGGAUGAGCAACCUGUAGAGGGAGAGAUGCUGAAGCUGAUAGGCAGGAAGUACAAGGUUCACUUCCCCCAGAUCCUGGAGAAAGCCACCUAUCAGCUAGAGCUCGUCUAUGGUCUGGAGUUGAAGGUAGACAACCCUGCCACUCACUCCUAUGUCCUUGUUAGCAAGCUACCCAUCCUCCCUGGGGCAGAUGUGGGUGGCAGGAGAGAAUUGCCUAAGACAGGUCUCAUCCUGACCAUCCUGGGUAUGAUCUUCAUGAAGGGCAACCGUGCCACUGAGGAAGAGGUCUGGCAGUUUCUCCACAUGCAGGGGAUAUAUCCUGGGAGGAGGCACUUAAUUUUUGGGGAGCCCCGGAAUUUCAUCACCAAAGUGUUAGUUGAGCAAAAUUAUGUGGAGUACCGCCAGGUUCCUGGAAGUGAUCCCCCAACUCAUGAGUUCCUAUGGGGUCCCAGAGCCCAUGAGGAAUCUACUUACAGGAAAGUUAUGGAUAUUUUAGCUAAAAUCAAGAGUGCCAUUCCUAGUUACUAUCCUCAACAGUAUGAGGAGACUCUCAGUAACCAGGCUGAGAGAGCAGCAAGGAGAGAUGAGGCUGGGGGUUUUCAUGCUGCCAGGAUUCCCUCACAUGCCCAAGCUAGCAGCUCCUCCCACAUUUAGCUAGCCAUUGGUGAUAGCUAUCACUGUGCUCAAGACCAGCCAGUCUUCUGAGUAGUGGGGCAUUUAUGAGCAGUGGGAAUACAGUAAUACAAUACCUUUUGUUAUGCAUGGAAAAAGUAUACAUACCUCUUUGUUACAUUGUUAAUAUUCCUGUAACUGAAGAUUAAUUUGUUUUAUAUAUGUUUCUUAAUCCAAUAUCUGCUACGUUUACUGCUCUUUGUCAAGGGUAAUAUAUUUAGCGUUUUAAAGUUAUUGGAAAAUCUUUACAAAUGUCUUCUCAGUAAGUGUAAAACAAGACAUGGGAAAAGGUUUCACAGAAUGUGAUGUGCUGCAUUUGGUAAAACAAAGUGAAGUGAUCAGUUCAUCCCUGUCACUCUUGGUUUUGUCUUCAGUUCAUAAUUUUAAUAGAAAUAAACUUGGUUUCAUUACCUUAGCG
Mus musculus (house mouse) is the source of this 1705-nucleotide messenger RNA. RefSeq names its product MAGE family member B6B2 (gene Mageb6b2). Bases 235 to 1269 code for a protein of 344 amino acids. The transcript has 4 exons. Lineage: Eukaryota; Metazoa; Chordata; Mammalia; Rodentia; Muridae. The record is from RefSeq and is a predicted model, not a curated record.